This is a messenger RNA of Parastagonospora nodorum SN15, 1446 nucleotides long. RefSeq lists its product as hypothetical. Bases 1 to 1446 code for a protein of 481 amino acids. The transcript has 3 exons. NCBI's taxonomy places the organism in Eukaryota, Fungi, Ascomycota, Dothideomycetes, Pleosporales, Phaeosphaeriaceae. The record is from RefSeq and is a predicted model, not a curated record.
AUGACUGUUGGCUCCAACAACCAGAACAUAUCAUUCUUCGCUAGCGGUGAUUACAACGAGACCUACAUUUACGGAACAUAUGGAUUCUGUAUGGGCUACUCAUCUGGAGCAUGCGUGAAAUUCCGUGGCGGCGCAUAUGACGCAUCAAAAUCAUCUACGGACAAAUCAAUCGGUAAUCGAAAGGCCAGUGAUGGCUUCGAAGCGAAUUGGACAGAAGACAGUUUAAGCCUGGGCAGCAACAUCUCACUGUCUUCAUUUGGAUUCGGCGUUCCAAAACAGGAUCUCAACCAAGCUUUCACCAGCCAGUCUCAACUGGGCCUAGGUAGGAACUCAUCCUUCCUGCGAGCACUCGUCUCCGCCGGCGAUAUAGGUACAAAAGCAUACUCCUUGUUUUGGGGACUCGUCGGCGGUCCUGUGGAAAAGCAGACUAGGGGAUCAUUGGCCCUCGGUGGCUUGGACAAAUCGUUGAUCGCAGAUCAAAAUGACAAUUUCACGGCGUCGCUGUUCUAUGGCAGUAGAUGUGGGACAGGCAUGGUGGUAAUGAUCAGCGACAUCCUUCUGAACUGGCCGGAUGGUACCGAUACCAGCAUCUUCAUGGGAUCGCAAUCAGCGGUCAUGCAAGCGAGUAUCAGUCCCAGUUUCGUAGGGCUGAUGUCCCUUCCAUUAAGCUACUACAACAGCUUUUGGUCGCUCGCAGGCGUUCCGCCUGCGGAUAACAAGAGUGAGGCGAGAAGCCUCGGUAUUAAUUACUUCACAAUGCUCUUUGACCCAAAAGAUGUUCACUACGGUGGCCUGACAAUCAAGCUUCAAAAUAGCAUCUCCGUAGAAGUUCCUAACACCGAACUAGUCGUUCCCGACACAUAUAUCGCGUCAAACGGCGCAGUUCAGACUAAUACCUCGGUCCGCAACAUCGUAAUCAAUUCCGUUCAGCUCGACAAUAACAACGAUCUACCAGUCCUUGGCCGACUGUUUAUGAGUUCGGCCUACGUGAUGGUUAAUCAAGAAGCUGGGAAAUUUCCCGUAUGGCAAGCAAAUACGGGAUCGAAGAAUUCCGAGAUUGUCGCAGUGGAUAGGCAAAAUAAUAUGGUCAGUGAAUUCUGCGCCAAUUCUACGGGCGGCUCAUCAAGUGCUCCAUCCCUGCCCACAUCAUCCACCGCAUCGUCUCCACAAAAUGAAGGAUCAAAAUUGUCAGGCGGCGCGAUCGGUGGGAUUGUUGCUGGUGCGCUGGGAGGUUUUGCCAUUUUGGGCAUCAUUGGCUUCUUUUGGUACCGGAGACGAAGAUCAGGCAGCGCUGCAGCAGAAGUGGCACAAGAACCAGAGUUGCAGAGAGUAGAUGCGAAAGUGACUACGUAUAGCAUGGUGCAAGCCGCACCUCAGGAGCUUCCUGUAGACCAGUAUGAUGCACCAGAGCUGGAUAGUAGAGCCAUCAAUAAGAAUAGAUAUUAG